Messenger RNA from Tigriopus californicus, 1521 nucleotides. RefSeq names its product DEAD-box helicase Dbp80-like (gene Dbp80). Gene Ontology annotation, molecular function: RNA binding; ATP binding; RNA helicase activity. The transcript is spliced from 5 exons. The record is from RefSeq and is a predicted model, not a curated record. Gene Ontology annotation, biological process: poly(A)+ mRNA export from nucleus. Bases 59 to 1450 code for a protein of 463 amino acids. Gene Ontology annotation, cellular component: nucleus; cytoplasmic stress granule. Lineage: Eukaryota; Metazoa; Arthropoda; Copepoda; Harpacticoida; Harpacticidae.
CUCUCAUUUCCAAUGUGUUUCAGAUCUCUCUUCCCAACCACCACAAAAGAUAGUCAUUAUGUCCGGUACGAAAGACGUAGAUUGGGCUGGAGCGGCUGAUGCCCAAGAAAAAUCCCUGAUCAAGCAAGUUGGGGGUCUAGAAGUGGAAGACAAAACGGAUGAGGCAGCCUCUGCGGCCGAGCAAUCGCUUUUUCAAAAGAUUAUUCGAAAAGGGCUGAUCGAGUCUACCCAUGAUCUCGAGAUACAACGUAAAGAUCCCAAAUCGCCCUUGUUCUCGGUGAAGUCGUUCGAGGCCCUCAAUUUGAAGCCGCAAUUGCUCAAAGGGGUUUACGCCAUGGGAUUCAAUGCACCCAGUAAGAUUCAAGAAUCUGCCCUUCCUACGCUCCUAGCAGAUCCGCCUCAAAACAUGAUAGCCCAAUCACAAUCGGGGACCGGAAAGACGGCUGCUUUCGUUUUGGCAAUGCUGAGUCGUGUAGACCAAUCCAAGAAUUAUCCACAGGUUCUUUGCCUCUCGCCCACCUAUGAACUGGCCCUGCAAACCGGCGAAGUUGCAUUGAAAAUGUCCCAAUUCGCCACGGAUUUGUCUCUUCGAUAUGCUGUCCGAGGCGAGGAAAUUGCCCGCGGAAGUAACAUUACGGAUCACAUCAUCAUUGGGACCCCAGGAAAGGUUUUGGACUGGGGAUUGAAAUUCCGCUUCUUCGACCUAAAGAAAAUCAAGGUCUUCGUCUUGGACGAAGCGGAUGUUAUGAUUGCGACUCAAGGCCACCAAGAUCAAUCCAUUCGAAUUCAAAAGCAACUCUCUCGAGAGUGUCAAAUCCUACUCUUCUCGGCCACUUAUGAUUCGACAGUCAUGGAUUUCGCCGAGAAUAUCGUUCCCAAUCCAGUAAUUAUCCAACUCCGGCGCGAAGAAGAGACCGUUUCCAAUAUUAGUCAGUACUGGGUUCAGUGCGAGACGCCAGAAUUAAAAUACACGUCCAUUGCUAACAUUUACGGCGUCAUCACGGUUGGACAAGCCAUCAUCUUCUGUCAUACCCGCAAGACUGCCUCAUGGUUGGCCGAGAAGCUCACCAAAGACGGCCACACCUGUGCCUUGCUCUCCGGAGAAUUGAGCGUUGGAGACAGAAUUGGGGUUCUAGACCGUUUCCGAGAUGGCAAAGAGAAGAUCCUCAUCACCACCAAUGUUCUAUCUCGUGGAAUUGACGUGGAGCAAGUGACCAUCGUUAUCAAUUAUGACCUGCCCGUAGAUCAUACCAACGGUAAAGCCGAUUGUGAAACCUACCUUCACCGAAUCGGACGAACGGGUCGUUUUGGAAAACGAGGCUUGGCCAUCAAUCUUGUGGAUGGCGAGAAGUCUAUGGAAGUUCUCCACGAUAUCGAAAGUCAUUUUGGCAAGCCCAUCGUGAAACUGGACACCGAGGAUGUGUCCGAGAUUGAAAAGCUACAAAAGUAAAUGUCCACGCUAUGUUCGUUUUUAUUUUGCGGAAAAUGCAAAAAAGCAGAAUAAAUAAUAUUUUUCAAUAA